AUGGAGGAGAUGGAGGAGGAGCUCAAGUGCCCGGUGUGCGGCUCCUUCUACCGGGAGCCCAUCAUCCUGCCAUGUUCUCACAACCUGUGCUCCGCGUGCGCGCGGAACAUCCUGGUGCAAACGCCGGACGCAGAGUCGCCCCAGAGCCGUGCGUCCGGCUCCGCGGUGUCGGACUAUGACUAUCUAGACUUGGACAAGAUGAGUCUGUACAGCGAGGCGGACAGCGGCUACGGCUCAUACGGUGGCUUCGUGAGCGCACCCACCACCCCGUGCCAGAAGUCUCCGAACGGAGUGCGCGUUUUUCCGCCCGCGGCCCCGCACCACCUCAUGCCACACGCGCCCGCAGCCUUGACGCCCGUGCCCCGGAACGCCUGCAUCACGUGUCCGCAGUGUCACCGCAGCCUGACGCUGGACGAACGCGGGCUGCGCGGCUUCCCGCGGAACCGCGUCCUGGAGGCGGUGGUGGACCGCUACCAGCAGAGCAAAGCAGCGGCUCUGCGCUGCCAGCUGUGUGAGAAGACCCCCACAGAGGCCAGCGUCAUGUGCGAACAGUGCGACGUGUUCUACUGUGACCCGUGCCGCCUGCGCUGCCACCCGCCGCGGGGGCCGCUGGCCAAACACCGCCUGGUGCCACCCGCGCAGGGCCGCAUCAGCCGCCGCACCAGCCCCCGCAAGAUCUCCACCUGCACCGAGCAUGAGCUGGAGAACCUCAGCAUGUACUGUGUGCAGUGCAAGACCCCCGUGUGCUACCAGUGUCUGGAAGAGGGCAAGCACGGCACGCACGAGGUCAAGGCGCUGGGCGCCAUGUGGAAGCUGCACAAGGGGCAGCUGUCUCAGGCUCUGAACGGACUCUCGGACCGAGCCACAGAAGCCAAAGAGUUCCUGGUGCAACUCCGGAACAUGGUGCAACACAUUCAGGAGAACGGAGUGGAGUUCGAGGCGUGUCUCGUGGCUCAGUGUGACGCUCUCAUCGACGCUCUGAACAGAAGGAAGGCCCAGCUGCUGUCGCGGGUCAACAAGGAGCACGAGCACAAGCUGAAGGUGGUGAGGGACCAGAUCUCCCACUGCACCGUGAAGCUGCGUCAGACCACCGGACUCAUGGAGUACUGUCUGGAGGUGAUCAAGGAGAACGACCCCAGCGGAUUCCUACAGAUCUCGGACGCCCUGAUCCGCCGGGUGCACAUGACCGAGGGGCAGUGGGGGAAGGGCACGCUGACCCCGCGCAUGAGCAGUGACUUUGACCUGACGCUGGACAGUGGGCCCCUGCUGCAGACCAUCCACCAGCUCGACUUUGUGCAGAUGAAAGUCCCCGCGGCCCCGAUGCUGCAGCUGGAGGAGUGCUGCACUCAGAACAACAGUGCUACGUUGUCGUGGAAACAGCCUCCCCUGUCAACGGUCGCCGUGGAGGGAUACAUCUUGGAGCUGGACGACGGCGGCGGCGGACCCUUCAGGGAGGUGUACGUGGGCCCAGAGAGCAUCUGCACAGUGGACGGUCUUCACUUCAACAGCACCUACAAGUCCAGAGUGAAGGCCUUCAACAGCAGCGGAGUGGGACAGUACAGCAAGACCCUCCUCAUGCACACGUCAGAAGUGGCCUGGUUCACUUUCGACCCCGCCUCGGCUCACCCCGACAUCCUCUUCUCCAACGACAACCUGACCGUGACGUGUAGCAGCUACGACGACCGCGUGGUCAUGGGCAACGCCGCAUUCUCCCGUGGCGUGCACUACUGGGAGAUGACCCUCGACCGCUACGACAAUCACCCGGACCCGGCCUUCGGUAUCGCUCGAGGGGACGCUCUCAAAGACGUGAUGCUGGGGAAGGACGACAAAGCCUGGGCCAUGUAUGUGGACAACAACCGGUCCUGGUUCAUGCACAACAACUCGCACACAAACAGGACAGACGGAGGAGUCUCUAAAGGCUCCACUAUCGGAGUUCUGCUGGACUUCACUCGAGGAAUCCUCAUCUUCCUCAUCAACGACGAGCAGCAGGGUCCAGUGGCCUUCGACGGCCUGGAGGGGGCGUACUACCCGGCCAUCAGCCUCAACAGGAACGUACAGCGGAGGAGGAGGAGAAGGAGAAGGAGGAGCGAGACACAGGUGACCCUCCACACCGGCCUGCCCAUCCCUGACUUCUACACCCCCGGUGAUGGAGACCCCAGCGGCUCCGUGUGCUGA
Messenger RNA from Knipowitschia caucasica, 2175 nucleotides. The record is from the annotation of a GenBank genome assembly. NCBI's taxonomy places the organism in Eukaryota, Metazoa, Chordata, Actinopteri, Gobiiformes, Gobiidae.